Molecule: messenger RNA, 837 nt
Organism: Episyrphus balteatus (marmalade hoverfly)
Lineage: Eukaryota; Metazoa; Arthropoda; Insecta; Diptera; Syrphidae
Product: antigen 5 like allergen Cul n 1-like
Exons: 3
Coding region: 27-770 (247 amino acids)
Source: RefSeq, a predicted model, not a curated record
UUUAUCAUUCGUAACCGGCUUUUAAGAUGUUAAAGUCUUUUGUUAUUUUUACGCUGACUUUUUGGUGGUUGAUAAUUGGAGGAUUUUCUACCACAGACUAUUGCAUGAAAAAUCUUUGUUCGUCAGGACGAAAACAUAUUGCUUGUAACAAUACUGGAGAUUUUGCUCCUGCAUGUCCUGAAAAUCAAACCGAAAUGGUUCCCAUGACACAAUCACUCAUCGACAUGAUCCUCGAUAGUCACAAUAGCAAGCGUGAAAUACUUGCCAGUGGGAAUCUUCCAGGUUUCGAGCCGGCAGCAAAAAUGUAUGAAAUGGGUUGGAGUGAUGAAUUAGCUUAUCUUGCAUCUCUCAAUGCUAAAAGAUGUCUUUUUGCUCACGAUUAUUGUCACAAUACAGAAGAUAUCAAAUCGAGUGGUCAGAAUUUGGCAAAAAUGUGGUGGAAAGGACAUUCUUUUACGGACGAUGAAAUAAUUUCCACUCGAAUUGAUACAUGGUGGGCGGAGUAUAAAAUUACUAAUAUGUCACAAUUACAAGCAUAUCCUAGAUUUACAGAAAAAAUGAUUGGCCAUUUUACAGUGAUGACAGCUGAAAAAAAUAAAUUAGCUGGAUGCGCUGCUAUAACCUAUCCCGAAAAUGGUAUGUCUUCGAUGACACUUUGUUGUAAUUAUGCGGCAACAAAUUUCAUUGGACAACCAAUGUAUACGCCAGGGCCAACUGCUUCAAUGUGUACGUCGGGAACAAGUUCAGUGUAUCCUUCAUUAUGCGUUUAGUGGUAACUUAAAGUGGAUUUUAUUAUUAUCUAAAAACUAUAAUGAUUCCUUCUUAAAAUAUAGUCAA